Corylus avellana is the source of this 4241-nucleotide messenger RNA. RefSeq names its product Tetratricopeptide repeat (TPR)-like superfamily protein. Lineage: Eukaryota; Viridiplantae; Streptophyta; Magnoliopsida; Fagales; Betulaceae. Gene Ontology annotation, molecular function: mRNA binding; protein binding. The record is from RefSeq and is a predicted model, not a curated record.
GAAAUCAAUCAAAAGGGUGCAACUGCAAAGCCACAAAGGAGAAGGGUUUAAGGAAUAGUCCACUACCGCCUUGUUCAAUACCUCAAGCUCAAAGAGGCGCAAAACUCCCAUAUUCACUGCUUCUUCUUCAUCUUCGUCUCAUGCCAAUGAGUUCUGCUUCUUUCUUGCCAUCUAGUUCGGUGCAUAUCUUCAAUUUCUCACAUGGGUUGUUCUCAAUUUUACUUUGCUCCGUUUAUAACUUCUCUUUUAAUUGUCUUUUCCACCAUUUUUGGUCCUUCUCGCUUCUGGGUCAAUGAAAAUUCCCAAAUUUGGCACUUGGGUAGGUCUUAUUUGUGCUUUUCUGCACCCCCUAUACAUUUUCUUCUCUGAGGUUCUUGCUAUUUCUCACUUCUGGGUGUCUGAAAACUCCCAAUUUUGGCAGUCUCAAAAUGCUAAUUUUUGUCUUGAGAAUACUUCGUUCCCUUGUAGUCACAUAGCAGAACUCGCAAAUGAUUAAGAGAAGGCCUAGUGCUUACUAUUAUUACUGUUCCUUCAGAAAUAGAAGAGCAAUUACAACCUGUUCUCUACCACUAGACCCACCAAAUGCUUCGGUCUCAUCUCUUACCAAUGACCACAAAUCUCUCUGCCUCUCCUUAGCGGAGCAACUCAUUCAACGCGGCUUGUUAUCCUCGGCACAGCGAGUGGUUCAGCGAAUAAUCUCACAUUCUUCCUCAGCUUCAGAUGCUAUUUCCAUAGUUCAUUUCGCUGAGGUACGGGGCUUGGACCUUGAUUUGGGAAGCUAUGGUGCAGUCAUUAGGAACUUGAUGAGUUCGGGUCAGCCCCAGUUGGCUGAGGUGCUUUUCCGUGAUAGAAUUGUUGGCAGAGGUAUCAAUCCUGACUUGUCGAUUUUGAAUUCUAUGAUUAUUUGCUUUUGUAAGUUAGGCAAAUUAGAGGAGGCAAGAGCUCAAUUUGAUUGGCUGCUUGUGAUGGGCUUUGUUCCUUGCAAAGCUGCGUGUAAUGCCAUGCUUCGGGAGCUUUGUGCACAAGAUAGAAUUUUAGAAGCAUAUGAUUAUUUAGUUAGAGUAAAUAAGGCUGGAGUUACUUCUGGUUUUUGGUGUUUUAAUAAGUUGAUUGAUGAGCUAUGCUCUAAGGGGUAUAUGGAUGAAGCUCGUGAUUUGUUCGAUAUAAUGUGCAGUAAACCUGGGUGUCAACCUACUGUCCAUCUCUACAAAUCAUUGUUUUAUGGACUUUGUACGAGAGGGCUGGUCGUGGAGGCUGAGUCACUAUUCAGAGAAAUGGAGUCUCAGGGUCUUUAUAUAGAUAGGAUGAUGUAUACUUCUUUGAUUUAUCAAUAUUGUAAGGCUAAGAAAAUGAAAAUGGCAAUGCAGGUUUUGUUGAGAAUGCUGAAGACAGGUUGUGAGCCUGAUAAUUACACAUGUAAUACAUUGAUUCAUGGUUUUGUGAAAUUAGGUUUGUUUGAUAAGGGGUGGAUGGUUUACAACCAGAUGGCAGAGUGGGGAAUGCAACCUGAUGUGCUAACUAAUCAAAUUUUGAUCAGUAAGUACUGCAGGGAAGGGAAAGUUGAUUGUGCUUUGAUGCUUUUGAAGAACAUGGUCAAUUGCAACUUAGCUCCCAAUGUACACUGUUACACAGUUUUGAUAAAUGCUCUUUACAAGGAGAAUAGGCUAAUGGAAGUUGAUGAAUUGUACAAAAGCAUGCUGGAUAGCGGGGUUGUUCCUGAUCAUGUGCUGUUUUUUGUCCUUAUGAAGAAUUAUCCAAAGGGGCUUGAGCUUCAGCUUGCUUAUAUGAUUCUGCAGGCAAUUGCCAAGAAUGGGUGUGGGAUUGACCCUUCUAUACUCGCAUUCUCUGCUAGUGUGAAUUCUACUGGAGAUUUGGAGAGAGAAAUUGAGAUUCUGCUCGAGGGAAUUGUGAGAAGUAACUUGAAUCUAGCUAAUGUGGCAUUCAGUGUUUUUAUCAGUGCCUUGUGUGAAGAAGGAAGGACUGAUUGUGCUUUGAUUUGCAUGGAUAAAAUGGUUAGAGUUGGAUGCGUGCCUUUGCUUUUUACUUACAACUCUUUGAUCAAGUGUCUUUGCCAGGAGGGGCUUUUUGCGGAUGCUGAGUCCCUGAUUGACAUCAUGCAAGUUCAUGGGGUGGUCCCAGACCAAGCAACUUAUUUGAUAAUGAUAAAUGCACAUUGUAAACGAGGUGAUUGGGUGUCGGCAUUCGAUAUUCUGGAUCAAAUGGAGGAGAGGGGACUGAGACCUUAUGUUGCUGUAUAUGACACUAUUAUUCGUUGUCUGAGCAGAGAGAAAAAAAUUUUUGAAGCAGAAGAAUUGUUUAAGAGGAUGCUCAAGUUUGGUGUGGAUCCUGACGAGGUUGUCUAUAUGACGAUGAUUGAUGGCUACUCCAAGAAUGGAAGAGCAAUUGAAGCCUGCCAGUUUUUUGAUAAAAUGAUAAAGAAUUCCAUUCGGCCAAGUUCUUAUUCCUACACUGCACUUAUAAGUGGGUUAGUGAAGAAAAACAUGACUGACAAGGGAUGCAUAUACCUUGAUAGGAUGUUGGCAGAUGGUCUUGAGCCAAAUGCGGUGUUGUAUACCUUGCUUAUUAACCAUUUCUUAAAGAAGGGAGAGUUUGAAUUUGCCUUUAGGUUAGUUGAUUUGAUGGACAAAAACCAGGUUGAACAUGAUCUUGUCAUGUAUAUCUCACUGGUCAGUGGUAUUAGCAGAAACAUCACUGGCAUUAAGAAAAAAUGGUGCAUUUUAAAUAAAGGGUCUGAAAGGGCAAGAGAAAUGUUUCUCCAUUUGCUCCAUCAGAGAACUCUAAUCCCAAGGGAAAAUAUUUUGAGAGUUUCUAUUAAUUCUGUUGAGGAAAUGAAAUGCUUUGCAUUAAAGCUGAUGCGGAAGGUUAAAGAGAUUAGGUUUAUGCCAAACUUGUAUAUAUACAAUGGUAUAAUCUCUGGAUUUUGUAGGGCAGAACAGAUGCAGGAUGCCUAUGAUCAUUUUGAAAUGAUGCAAAGAGAGGGUGUACGUCCCAAUCAGGUGACUUAUACCAUUCUUGUUGAUGGGCAUAUCCAAUUGGGUGAUAUUGACAGUGCAGUAGGAUUGUUCAAUAAGAUGAAUGAAGGUGGUUGUGCUCCAGACAGAAUUGCGUACAACACUCUACUGAGAGGCCUUUGUAAGGCCGGGAGACUACUUGAUGCCUUGUCAAUCUCAUAUAUGAUGCGUAAGAGGGGGGUUUUACCAAAUCGGGUUUCUUUUGAAUAUUUACUCCGUUGCUUUUGUUCUAGUGAUCUAAGUGGUCCUGCCUUCAAGAUAUUUGAAGAAAUGCUUGCUCAAAGUUAUCUACCUAGCCGGUUUAAUUGCAACUGGUUGUUUUGCAUUUUAUGCAAGAAUAAUAAAUUGCGUGAAGCUCGUAUAGUGUCUAAUAUGUGCGUCAGAGAUGGAAAUCUCCAGAAAAUGCAACAAAGAGGCUUCUUCUGGAAGCGUGCUAUAAGGGAAGAGAAGUUAAUUUAGCAUCAUGUUGUUAAAGAAAUAUGCUAGUGCAUGGAAAAAAGAUACUUUCUGGUGCAACAAAUUCAGAGGAAUUAUGGAGUUCAUGCAUUUCCUUCUAGCGGCAAUGAGUCAUUUGCAUGCAGCUGACUAGAAUAAGGUAAUGAAAGAGAAUACUAUAGUUCAAAUCAAAAUGUACAUGUCAUUGACUGUCCUCUGAAAGAGAAUAUGGUCUAACAUUGUUCUUCCUGAGUCAUGACUCGCUGUGAGACACUUGACGGUGCUUUGCCGCGCAUUUAUAGGCUUCAAGCUUCAAUUUCAGCUCUUGUUAAGAUGUGGAGCUUGUGUGCUGUGCUGUGAGUUUCUCUUCCUAAACCAAACCAACAUAUGAAAAGAGGUUGUUGGUCCAUAGUGGUACAAGUUACUGCAGCAGUAUAGACUCAACUGAUUUGAGUGGGGAAGCAAUUAAGCUGCUUCAAUGGCCGGCACCAGACGAUCCAAGCGCCUGAAUCCAAUGAGGUUCCAAUAUUGGCGACUUACAUACUAAGUUGAGGACUUACAUAGAUACUUUUUCACCUAUAAAACAUCUGUGUUUUAUAAUUUAGCAUGGUUACCCCAAGAGGGCAGAUUAUGGCUAUUCGCAAGGCUUGAGACGCUGAGCAAAGGCUUGUAGAAACAAAUUUAUGUAUAUCAUUUGUGUAUAGUUGUACUUGAAAUUGUAUUGUAUAUUUGUUACUAUUUGUACUUGGAGGCUCUGGUUUGUAUUGAUGAUAG